Molecule: messenger RNA, 1536 nt
Organism: Hevea brasiliensis (rubber tree)
Lineage: Eukaryota; Viridiplantae; Streptophyta; Magnoliopsida; Malpighiales; Euphorbiaceae
Product: ankyrin repeat domain-containing protein 2B
Exons: 9
Coding region: 161-1210 (349 amino acids)
Biological process (GO): protein targeting to chloroplast
Cellular component (GO): chloroplast outer membrane
Molecular function (GO): protein binding; chloroplast targeting sequence receptor activity
Source: RefSeq, a predicted model, not a curated record
AAUAUAUACAUAUAUAUAAAAUAGAGGGAAGCUGACACAUCGCACAUUGACAGAUACCAUAGACACCACCCCACACAUUCUGAGAGAUAGGGUUACGAAUCUAAUCCUCAAACCAAAGUCUCUCAUUUGUCUACUAAUUCGCCUUCCGCUGCUGCUUCUCAUGGCGUCCAAUUCGAACAAGGAUGUUCCCUCUGGUGAGAAAACAGGUUCUACUGAAACCAAAAUCCCUAAAUCAGAAACGUCUUCUGGGGAGUCACAGUCAGGACAAGGAAGAUCUCCCCCUUCGUCAGGACCUGGAUUUCCUCCCAAUGUUUUUGAUUUCUCAGCCAUGAGUGGUCUGCUUAAUGACCCAAGCAUCAAGGAAUUGGCUGAGCAGAUAGCAAAAGAUCCUUCAUUUAACCAGAUGGCAGAUCAGCUCCAUAAAACUCUUCAAGGUGUAGGAGCAGAAGAUGAGAUCCCUCAGUUUGAUUCACAACAAUACUAUUCCACCAUGCAACAGGUUAUGCAGAAUCCUCAAUUUAUGGCUAUGGCUGAACGCCUCGGCAGUGCAUUGAUGCAGGAUCCAUCUAUGUCUCAAAUGCUUGAGAGUUUGGCAAAUCCAGCACAAAAAGAUCAGAUUGAGGAACGAAUGGCACGAAUUAAAGAUGAUCCUUCUUUAAAACCUAUAUUAGAAGAGAUAGAGUCCGGUGGUCCGGCGGCCAUGAUGAGGUAUUGGAAUGACAAGGAAGUUCUACAAAAGUUGGGUGAAGCAAUGGGUCUCGCAGUUUCUGGAGAAGCAACCACUUCCGUAGAAAAUCCUGGGCUAGAUGAAGAGGAAGAAGCAGGAAAUGAGGAUGAGUCGAUAGUUCACCAUUGUGCUAGUGUUGGUGAUGUUGAGGGUUUGAAAAAUGCAAUGGCUUCUGGCGCUAACAAGGAUGAAGAGGAUUCUGAGGGAAGAACAGCACUGCAUUUUGCUUGUGGAUAUGGAGAGGUAAAGUGUGCUCAAAUCCUUCUUGAGGCAGGAGCAACUGUUGAUGCACUGGAUAAAAAUAAGAACACUGCACUUCAUUAUGCUGCUGGUUAUGGAAGGAAGGAGUGUGUAGCCCUUCUGCUAGAGAAUGGUGCUGCUGUCACCCUUCAGAACAUGGAUGGCAAGACUCCCAUUGAUGUUGCCAAGCUAAACAACCAGCAUGAUGUACUAAAGUUGCUUGAGAAGGAUGCCUUCCUGUAGCUAGGAGUAUGAGUGGCAUGUGCCUGUUGUAGGGACUCAAGUGUGAUAGGCGAAUUUGUUCUCUAUGCUGUCUUUGCGGCUGUCAGUUGCUACAUCUUACGAUUUUAUAGUCAGUACCAUAAAAAAUUUUUUCUCCUUCUCUUUUUUUUUUUAAAUUAAAAAAAUAUUUGUGGGAUUUCUAGGGCAUGUCAUAUCAUGUUUUCUAUUUCCUGGUUCCAUUUAGUUACUAUUAAAAACUACUGUAAACAUCCGCUAUGUGGUAAUGUUGGAAACAUUCUAUGUUUCUUGUUUGAUCAUUUGAAUGAUAUAUUUCAGUAUGUUUUUCA